UAUUAUUAUUGUUAUUGUCGUCGUCUAUACUUUAUUAUUAAAUAAUUAGAGAUAGAUAUAAGAGGGAGGGCAUUGUAGUCAUUGAAUGUGGAGGGUCUCCCUUCCAUUCCAUUCCAUGCCCGCAUAUCUGCAAUUAUAUGCGUCUUCAUCUCUACCACUGCCCUCUUUCCAAACAGACAACUCCCCAACACUUUCAUUCAUCACCAGCCUACCUACCUACUUUUCCCUUUUCCACCCUAAUUAUCGAUGCCGAAUCACGACCAAGAACGGCUUCACCACAACUACAAUGACACUGAUUCUUCUUCCCAAGAAGAAGAAGAGGAGGAGGAGGAGGAGGAAGAAGAAAAUCCCGACGACUGCAAGAGCCUGUACGGCGGUUGUGGGAAGCGGCGCCGCCUAGGGUGGUUCUGGGGUAAGGUUUUGGACCCUAGGGCAUCGUGGGUGCAGGAAUGGAACAGAAUAUUCCUCUUGGGAUGCGCGGCGGGGCUAUUCGUGGACCCCCUCUUCUUCUACGCCCUCUCCGUAAGCGACAAUUUCAUGUGUGUGUUUGUUGACGGGUGGUUCGCCGUCACCGUCACGGUUCUCCGCUGCAUGACCGACGCCCUGCACCUUUGGAACAUGUGGCUACAGUUGAAGAUGAACCGGCGCCCCCACUACCCCAACGGCGAGAGGGUGCAUGAUGGCAGCAGCGCCACAGCACGCGCUGUCGCCUUGAAGUACUUAAAGUCGAAGAAGGGUUUCUUUUUUGAUCUCUUCGUCAUCCUUCCGUUGCCUCAGAUUGUAAUGUGGGUGGUAAUCCCGAGGCUGUUAGAGAAAGGAUCAACGACGGUGGUGAUGACGGUGUUGCUGAUUAUGUUUCUGUUCCAAUACUUGCCCAAAAUCUACCACUCCGUCUGUCUGCUCCGCCGCAUGCAGAAUCUCUCCGGCUAUAUUUUCGGCACCGUUUGGUGGGGCAUUGCUCUCAACAUGAUUGCCUAUUUCGUGGCAUCCCAUGCUGUGGGAGCAUGCUGGUACCUGCUAGGCAUACAAAGGGCUGCAAAAUGCUUGAAGCAACAGUGCAUAAUGUCAACGGGCUGCAACAUGAGAAUGAUGGCCUGCCAAGAAUCAAUAUACUAUGGAACAAAAGAUCUAAUCAGAGACAGACCACGAUUUGUAUGGGGCGAGAACAAAACCGCAAGAGCGACUUGCUUGGAAAAUUAUGACAAUUUCGAUUACGGAGCUUACAAAUGGACUGUUCAGCUUGUGACCAAUGACAAUCGUUUGGAGAAAAUACUGUUUCCCAUCUUCUGGGGCCUCAUGACUCUAAGUACUUUUGGGAACUUGGAGAGCACAACUGAUUGGUUGGAGGUAGUUUUCAUCAUCAUUGUGCUGACCACUGGACUCCUGCUUGUUACAAUGUUAAUUGGUAACAUUAAGGUGUUCUUGCAUGCUACUACUUCAAAGAAACAGGCGAUGCAAUUGAAGAUGAGGAAUAUAGAGUGGUGGAUGAGAAAACGGCGGUUGCCUCAAGCGUUCCGGCAGAGAGUGCGGAACUAUGAGAGGCAGCGUUGGGCAGCAAUGCGGGGAGUUGAUGAGUGUGAGAUGACGCGAAAUCUGCCUGAAGGGCUAAGACGGGAUAUCAAGUAUCAUCUCUGUUUGGAUUUGGUCAGGCAGGUACCUCUGUUCCAGCACAUGGAUAACCUUGUCCUGGAGAAUAUUUGUGACCGUGUCAAGUCCCUCAUUUUCACAAAGGGAGAAACAAUAACAAGAGAAGGUGAUCCAGUGCAAAGAAUGCUGUUCAUAGUUAGAGGACAUCUCCAGAGCAGCCAAGUCCUGCGGGACGGGGUGAAGAGUUGCUGCAUGUUAGGCCCUGGAAAUUUUAGUGGAGACGAGCUCCUCUCGUGGUGCCUCAGGCGACCCUUUGUCGAAAGGCUUCCGCCCUCUUCAUCCACACUAGUAACUCUGGAAACUACAGAAGCUUUCGGGCUAGAAGCAGAGGACGUUAAGUACGUAACUCAGCACUUUCGGUAUACUUUUGUGAACGAAAAAGUGAAGAGGAGCGCCCGGUAUUACUCGCCUGGAUGGCGGACGUGGGCGGCUGUGGCAAUUCAGUUGGCGUGGAGAAGGUAUAGGCAUCGAUUGACGCUCACAUCGUUGUCGUUUAUUCGGCCGCGGCGGCCGUUGUCGAGGUGCUCUUCCCUUGGAGAAGACAGGCUCAGGCUUUAUACUGCUUUGCUGACUUCUCCAAAGCCUAACCAGGAUGAUUUUGAUUUCUGAGUACAUUAAUCUUUUCAUAUAUAUAUAUAGGUAUGUGAGUUUCACGCAUUCUGUAGCAUCUUUUGUGUGGGAUAUAGCUGCUGUUUGAUGUAUGGAAUAAAGUCUUGUAUUUAUUACUAAGUUUGAAGGGUGUAGCUAUUUUUGACAA
Molecule: messenger RNA, 2404 nt
Organism: Sesamum indicum (sesame)
Lineage: Eukaryota; Viridiplantae; Streptophyta; Magnoliopsida; Lamiales; Pedaliaceae
Gene: CNGC4
Product: cyclic nucleotide-gated cation channel 4
Source: RefSeq, a predicted model, not a curated record